UUUUUCCCCAAACCAGGAUUUUUCAUUCCCAAAGCGUUGGCAAAUGGAGGAGGAGGAAAAGCCCCGGAGAUCCCUCUUGAGGAGGGGCUGCAAACCCAGCCCAGGGAGCUGCAAGGAGGAAAGACCCUCCCUGAGCCGGGAAGGCGGCCGGAGAUGCAGGCAGAGCUCAGAGCUGGUGGAGAAGCCUCCUGGAGGGGAGAAGCCCCACAAGUGCUUGGAAUGUGGGAAGGGUUUCAGGUGGAGCUGCGAGCUGAUCCGGCACCAGAGGAUCCACACUGGGGAGAAGUCCUACUGGUGUGGGAAAUGUGGGAAAAGCUUCAGGGACAGCAACUACCUUAUGCAGCACCAAGUGAUCCACACAGGAGAACGGCCCUACACCUGCUUGGAAUGUGGGAAGACCUUUGGGUGGAUGUCCUACCUGAGAAACCACCAGCACAUCCACGCUAGGGAGAGGCCCUACGAGUGUCGCAAGUGUGGGAAGAGGUUUCAGACCAGCUCCAAGCUCCUCAGACAUGAGCGGAUUCACACAGAGGAGAGGCCCUUCCGCUGCCCCGACUGCGGGAAGGGAUUCGGGCACAACUCCCAUCUCACUGUCCACCGACGCAUCCACACUGGGGAGAGGCCCUACGAGUGUCCUGAGUGUGGGAAGAGCUUCUUACAGAGCUCAACCUUGACCCGACACCAACGGAGGCACCACUAAGGGAAGCCCUGUGAGUGCCCCGAGUGUGGGAAG
Messenger RNA from Sturnus vulgaris (Common starling), 733 nucleotides. NCBI's taxonomy places the organism in Eukaryota, Metazoa, Chordata, Aves, Passeriformes, Sturnidae. The record is from RefSeq and is a predicted model, not a curated record.